Molecule: messenger RNA, 1343 nt
Organism: Mucor mucedo
Lineage: Eukaryota; Fungi; Mucoromycota; Mucoromycetes; Mucorales; Mucoraceae
Product: 3-beta hydroxysteroid dehydrogenase/isomerase family-domain-containing protein
Exons: 3
Coding region: 103-1152 (349 amino acids)
Biological process (GO): steroid biosynthetic process
Molecular function (GO): 3-beta-hydroxy-Delta5-steroid dehydrogenase (NAD+) activity
Source: RefSeq, a predicted model, not a curated record
AGAUCACAAUGUAGCGCAGUUUCAACAGGCUAUACCAAAAAGUAUAAUUUUGCAGGCGCUUUUUGUUCCCUUUUCUCCUGGUUAUACAAAUAAAUUUAAACUAUGGCCUCUUACCUUGUUAUUGGUGGUAACGGCUUUUUGGGUCAACACGUCCAAGAGCAAAUUCGUCUUCGCAAAGAUGGGUCCUCCAUUGCGGUUUUUGACAUGGCUGAACCUAGAGAACCCAAAGCCGAUGUAAAGUAUUAUACAGGCGAUCUUCGAAAGUUUGAUGAUGUUUACAAUGCUCUCGAGGGUAUUACUGCUGUUAUUCAUACUGCUUCACCUCCUCAUGUCAAUACAAGCAAUCCCCCCCGUGAUCUUUAUUUUUCUAUUAAUGUCGACGGUACACUCAAUGUCAUCAAAGCUUGUCAAGAACGGGGUAUUAAGGUUUUAGUUGUAACCUCUUCUGGAAGUGUCAUUUCAAACGGUGAACCUAUGGUCAACAUUGAUGAAAGUACUCCCUAUCCUGCUGUUCCUAUCGAUGUAUACACCGAAUCCAAGAUGGUUUGUGAACAAGAGGUAUUAAAGGCCAAUGGUGAUAAGGGUUUAUUAACAUGUACAAUCCGUCCUUCAGCCAUUUUUGGUCCCGGUGAUAGACAAUUAAUUCCUGGUAUGCUUGAAGUAUGUGAACGCGGUCAACAUCGUUUCCAAAUUGGCAACAAUCAAUCAUUAAUGGAUUUCACCUAUGUUGGCAACGUAGCCUACGCUCAUGUUCUGGCUGCCGAGAAACUUGCUAUCCCUAACUCUGGUGCAGCAGGUCAGGCAUUCAAUUUGACUAACGGUACACCAGUUCCCUUCUGGGAUUUUGCUUCCAAAGUCUGGGCUGAAAACGGCUAUUAUAUGCCCAAUAAUAAGAAGAUUGUCCUUUCCUAUAAUGCCAGUUUGGUCAUCGCUCUCAUCAGUGAGACUAUCUUUAGUAUCAAGGAACUAUUCUGGGAUAGAAGUCAACUCAAAGAAGGAUUAUCUCGUUCUAGAAUUAAGCAAGCCAUGUCAUCUCGUUACUUUAAUAUCACCAAAGCAAAGACAAUCUUGGGUUAUGAACCUCAAGUUGGUCUUGAUGAAGGUAUCAAAUUAAGUGUUGCUUUUUACAAAGCAAACCAGCCCAAGAAAUAAAAACAAUACACAUUGUAAUAAUAAAAAAAUUAAUAAUUUAUGUAUCUUUUUUAAUUACAGUAUUUGAUUUCUUUUUUUUCUUUUUUUUUUUUCUCCUUCUCUCUUAUAAUAUAUUAUAUGGUUAGUAGUUACUCCAAGAGCUGGCAUCCUGUUCCUUUGUGUCUACUUCCUCUUGAAUUUGCAUCUGGACA